AUGGAGAAGCAGCAGAGCUUCGAGCACGAGGACGUGGCCAAGUCCCAGGAGCCUUCCCUCAACGCCGUCGACGACUAUGUCCCCGGAACCGACGCUGAGAAGAGACUUGUGCGGAAGAUUGAUUUCUAUCUUCUUCCCUGUAUGUGGUUUAUGUACUUGUUAUCUUAUAUGGACCGUACCAACAUCGGAAAUGCCAAGAUUGCCGGUAUGGACGUUGAUCUUGGACUCGACUCCAACAGAUACUCCAUUGCCCUGAUUGUCUUCUUCGUUGGCUACGUUGUCUUCGAAGUCCCUUCCAACAUGAUCCUUGUCCGCACCCGACCUUCAAUCUACCUCGCCACCAUCAUGUUCCUCUGGGGAGGUGUCACCAUUGCCAUGGCCUUCACUCCCACCUACGCCGAGCUUGUUGGUCUCCGUGCCCUCAUGGGUUGCCUGGAGUCUGGAUUUGCCCCCGGUAUUCUGAUGCUGCUGUCAUCCUGGUACAAGAAGGAGGAGCAGAGCAAGCGUUUCGCUGUUUAUAUUUCAGCUGCCAUUCUCUCCGGUGCUUUCGGUGGUCUCCUUGCUGGUUCCAUCACCAAGGGUCUCGAUGGCGCCCACGGCAAGGCUGGUUGGCGAUGGCUUUUCGUUGUUGAGGGUGCCGCCACCAUGGGUUUCUCCCUAAUCGCCGCCUUCGUCCUUCCCGACUUCCCCGCCACCACUUCUCUAGCCAAGUUCAACGAGGAGGAGCGCGCCCUUGCUAUCCGUCGCCUCCAGAGCGAGUCUCGAACUGUCACCACUGAGGAGAACCGCCUGACUCCCCUCGCAGCCUUCAAGGCCUCCAUGACCAACUGGCGCACCUGGCUCUUGGUUGUUGGUUAUAUGGCGAUCGUCGGUUCUUCUACACUCUCCUACUUCUACCCUACUCUCGUCAAGGGUCUUGGCUACGAAUCUACUGCCGCCCAGUACAUGACUAUCCCCAUCUUCGGUGUUGCCUUCGUUUCCACUGCCAUCACCGGAUUCUUCGCUGAUAGAUACGCCAAGUACCGUGGCCUCAUCCUCGGCGCGUGGAUGACUGUUGCCAUGGUCUGCUCCAUCAUCAUCUGCGCCGUCUACAACUACACUGCUAGAUAUGCUCUGCUUGUCAUCAUGGCCUCAGGUCUCUGGGCUUCCAACGGUCUUGCUCUUUCUUACGCAUCCGUCACCUUCGCCACUGUCCCCGAUGAGGUCCGCGCUGUUUCCCUGGCCUUUGUCAACGCCAUGGGUAACCUGGCCCAGAUCUACGGUGCCUACCUGUUCCCCUCCACUGACGCCCCCAAGUACCUGAUGGGUUUCGGUGUCAUCAGCGGUCUCUGCUUUACUGGUGUUGUUUCUUACAUUGCUCUUCACUACCUGCUUGCCCGCUACCAGAGCCGCCGCGCCGGCCAGGUUUAG
This is a messenger RNA of Clonostachys solani, 1410 nucleotides long. Lineage: Eukaryota; Fungi; Ascomycota; Sordariomycetes; Hypocreales; Bionectriaceae. The record is from the annotation of a GenBank genome assembly.